AUGCAUUCACUCCUUUCGGUUUCAGCACAAAAAUCACAAGCUAAGAAAUAUCAAUAUAUCCUUCUCCUAUUUCUCAUCUGAAAUAUGGCUCAAAGAGCUUACUCUUUUUCCGCACUUCUUCUCAUCUUCAAUAUCCUCCUUGUCACAACACUGCAAGCUGCUGGCCGUAGUAUUGGUAAGAACUCCGACAACAACGACGAGAAGAUACCUCGGUUUUCUGUGCAUUAUCCAAGCAUUGGACAUUUAGGAUCUCAACCACGCCUAGGGCGUAUUCCUAAUAUCCCUUUUAUUGGUGGCAUUGGAGGGUCGAGAACACGACUGCGAUCAAGAUCGGAAUCAUCAGGUCGCAGAUAUAUUCCUGGUAAUGAUGACACUUUUAUUCCAAAUCCCGGCUUUGAAGUUCCUAUACCCGGCGGUGGUAGAGCUGCAACAACAAAAGUUUUUCCAUGAAUUCACUCAUAUACAUGAAUGGAAUAGGUAGACCUAGUUUGUGAGUUUGUGGUGCUUAUUAAGAUUAUUUUUACUUUUUUCUAGCCAUGAAAAUAAGUGUAUUGUACUAGAUGUACACACACUAGAAGCUUGUUACUUGGUAUGCUAGUGGCUUGUUUAAUGUUUUCCAACUGAUUUGAUUUAAUAUUAUUUGGGUUAAAUAUUCAGCAAUUUGACCUCAAAUGAUUGCAUCUAUAAAAGCAAGA
Messenger RNA from Vicia villosa (hairy vetch), 695 nucleotides. Its product is annotated as putative cell wall protein. The record is from RefSeq and is a predicted model, not a curated record. The transcript has a single exon. Bases 85 to 450 code for a protein of 121 amino acids. Lineage: Eukaryota; Viridiplantae; Streptophyta; Magnoliopsida; Fabales; Fabaceae.